Dendroctonus ponderosae (mountain pine beetle) is the source of this 3968-nucleotide messenger RNA. RefSeq lists its product as uncharacterized. Gene Ontology annotation, cellular component: phosphatidylinositol 3-kinase complex. Gene Ontology annotation, biological process: phosphatidylinositol phosphate biosynthetic process; intracellular signal transduction. The transcript has 9 exons. Gene Ontology annotation, molecular function: 1-phosphatidylinositol-3-kinase regulator activity. The record is from RefSeq and is a predicted model, not a curated record. Bases 396 to 2921 code for a protein of 841 amino acids. Lineage: Eukaryota; Metazoa; Arthropoda; Insecta; Coleoptera; Curculionidae.
AUUGCAUGUUUAUUUAAUUUUACAACAAAUUAAAUUUAAAAUGUAAAUAAACUCAUUACUAGAUUACUGUAAAUUAAAUUAGUCGACUUUAGCAGCAAGGAUUUUGCGCGAUUUUGAUUGGUUUAGUGCGCGAGUGAAGCAAACAAGCCAUCAAUCAGUACUGUAUAUUUUUGAAACUAACAAAAGGUUUCUGAUUGUGUUGAAAUGUGCAUAUUCUACGAAAUUAAAGGCCUGUAAUGAAACAUUCGAUAUUGCCUCCGGCUGUGGCAAUGGAGGGACUGUGGUGAGUAAUCUUGGAAAUCGCCCAGUGGAUCUGCUAUAUCCGUUAAUCCCCUCGGUCUAAGCGGGCCUAACUAUCACUUCAAAAUGAGCUCGGCUGUAUAGGGCCAAACUCUAUGGGAGAAAUGGAAUCACCCCCAUCAAGUUCCAGCUGGUCUCACCCUUUGAUUUUAAGCGACGACAGCGGUUUAUUAUUAACCACUGGGUCAUUUUCUAGUGAAAAUACCAGUUUCGAAAGCAAGAGUGAGCCCCGACAUUUUCUAUUUGAGGACAGUGAUUGUGAGGAAAGGUCUUUGUCACAAGACGAGUCUUUCGAUGGCAUGUCGGACGUGAUGUGUGGGGAGCAUUUCAAUACGUUGAAAAAGGGCCCGCAUUGGACGGAAGUGAAGCAGAACGUAUCCCCCAUUGAACCGCCGCCAGAGUUUCAAGAUCGGCCUAAAGCUCUGUCCCCCCAGUUGGUGGACUUUUUUUGUGAUAGAUUAACCCAUCAGAUUUUAAAAAGAGUCAUGCUGGAUUUCAGAGAAGAGUGUUUCGGGCACUUCAGGUCUUAUUCUUCAAAUAGUCUGCAACAACAGGAACACCCUAUAUCGCCGCCACCCUUGCCUUCUAGAGCUAUGAACCACAAACAACCUCUUAUCCGCCCGCUGCCAGAACUCCCCGCAGGGUUUACCCGAGCCAUUCCAGCAAUAAGCAAAUCCACCACUUACCUGAGCUACUCUUCGCCUCACAGAAGCCACAGCAUGUCUUACCAGCAGUCAUAUCCUAGUCCCACUUCAAAUUUUGCCAGUUCCGCCUCGAACUUUGCCAGUUCUGCUUCUCCCUAUGUGGGUCACACUCCAAGACCUUCUUCGCGAUCUUCUUUGGGCGGCUCUUCACGCCUUAGCUCUUCGCACAACUCCCUUUCGGUGUCCCACGCCAGGCGGGUGGAUGAUUCCUCAUUUAUUACUCAAGCAGUGUCCCAUGACACUCUUUCAUCUAACCAGAUCAGUGACCUUUACAAUGUGCCCUUUGAUAGCGAUAUGUAUGCGGUCCCAGUCGAUAUGGUUAAAGAGCCUGGAGUAAAGCCCAAAAGAAGCGGUCCUUAUGCCUGUUUGGGAGGCAAUCUCAUACUGGGGCAUAGGAGAAGAGGGCGCACUUCCACAGGCUUAGGACUGAGGGAUGAAGGAAAGCCGAGUGGCAGCGAUUGUAGGGCUAGUCAGCUGAAAAUGGGCAGAAAGAGUGCAGCAAGAAGCGAGCAGCCUCAUUGGACUUUCAAGCCGGAAACAAAGCGUCAUAGUGUAGCGGGCACCUCCACUGGCGAACCAAUACACAUGACACUGCAAGAGGUGAGAACUUACCUCCAGGCUUUGUACUCGAGUAGUUCAGACUCGAGCGAAGUAAAGGAGGUGAGCUGCAGGAAAAAGUACUGUACCAACGGGAUAUUUGUCAGUACUAAUAUCAACAACAACAAUAAUAGCAAUAAGUACCAGUCAAGGAGUAUAGGACACAAUCAGAUUAUAACCAGGCCUAAAAAAUCAACAUUUUUGAUCAACAUAAAGAACAAAAAGGUGAAGGACAGUUGUGAUAACUCCAAGACGUUGACUAUUUCACCUGUGAAGAAGGAGAGCAAAAAGCGGAAGAUUUUCAGCUUCAAGCAGGCGCUGUGCAAUAUAUUUAGGUUUAGGAAGUUCCUUUCAGUUGAAGAAAAAGUAAGUUACCCGCCCGAAAAUUCCAGGCCUAAGCGAUUUUUUAACUUGUAUUAUGUGCAGGAUAAAACUGAUUCUGAUAAAAUGCAAUAUGACCUGGGCGCGAAUAAUGGCGAAGAGCUAAAAACCUCCUUAGGCGGCAGAGCGUUACCACCUCUGCCCAAGAAAGUGGAAGAAGGUGACGAAGAAACCGACAAGCAAGCCUUAGAUUUUGCAACAAGUAUUCAAAAAGUUAAAGAUUAUGGCUGGUAUUGGGGACCAUUGUCUAGUGAAGCAGCCGAGAAAAUCCUCUCCAACGAACCAGACGGCUCAUUUAUUGUAAGAGACAGCAGUGAUGAUCACUACAUUUUUUCCUUGACUUUUAAAUUGAACAACAGCGUCCGGCAUGUGCGGAUCGAGCACUUCCAAGGCAACUUCAGCUUCGGGAGUUGCACGAAAUUCAAGUCGCAAACCAUAGUGGAAUUCAUCGAAAAUGCCGUGGAGCAUUCUCGAAGUGGCCGCUACCUAUUUUUCUUGCAUAGAAGGCCGGUAAUUGGACCUGUAAGGGUUCAGCUACUGCAUCCAUUCUCCAGAUUCAAACAAGUGCAAAGUUUGCAGCAUAUCUGCAGGUUUAUAAUACAUAAGAACGUGCGGCGCGAUCUAAUUCCCGAUCUGCCAUUGCCUCGCCGCAUGAUUGACUAUCUAAACACUCCACACUAUUACUCUGAACGGUUUGUGGAUUUGCCCGAUAUGCCUGAAGAUGCGGAACUUUCCUCCGAAGAGAACACUUUGCAUUGUAGCUUCGUCCCGCCAGCUCCGAGCAAUAACUUACAGGUUUCGGACAAUCGCAGCCGCGAAAAUAGUCCCGCCCCUAGCCUAUACAGAAGUCAGUCUCACUUAGUACCUGUGAACGAGUAUAUCGUCUUCAAUAACCCCAGAAAUGAAGGUACUGUUGCCAGUAGUCAUAGACAAUCUUGAAACUUUUUUGCGCGCGUUUCUUGCCCAUACCGCGAAAUGAUCGUUCUCUUCGUUUCGACUGCUGACGGGAAGCAAAGUUUCGAAUUAAUUUUAGUUCAAGUCUGGUAUACAUAUAAAUCGAACAAACAAUUUACAAGGGUAGUAGGUUAAGAAACUAUACAGGGGUUUGCGUCAUUAAUGUGAGGGGAGUUAGUCUUAGUUUUGAAAACAUCACAAUGAAGACUUAUUUUAUGUUGCAUCAACCCAGACUGAAAUUGAAGGAACAAUAAAAACACAUAUUUUUAGUUGGUUCAGAUUCGUUUCUUACACGUACUAUUCGAUGCAAUUUUGACGCACUCCGUAUGAAAAGUCCACCGGGCUGUAUAAAUGAAUCGGUUAGUCUUUAAGGUUUAAACCAAAGUUUUUAUGUGAUCUAACUUAUUUUAAAGGAUAUAGUGACUUAGCUGAUAGAGAUAGAAUAGCAACUGUAGGAGUUACUGGGUACAAACUUGAUACCGGGACAACAGUAAUAGUUACUCGAAGGUGUUGUAGGAUGGAAAAACAAAUAAUUCGCUAUUGUUUCAAUAGACUUACGGUCAUACGUUGUUGAGCAUUCGAUAAACCAACCCUCAAAGGGUUCACAAGCUAUUGAUCAUUCUAAGAAAAGCGCUGGUUAUUAGCUUUACUAGAAUAACUGCCGUUUAUUUCCAAGAGAGUAUUUUUUAAAUCUGUGGUAGUAGUUCUUUCGGACUGCUACUACUGGAUGAAUUCCAGCUAAAACAGUAUGAGAAAUAGGUCAGCAUAAAUACGCACAAUCUUAGGAUUUUUUUAAUUAUUUUGAUGCUGUUUGUGGAUUUAUUUCGAGGUUCAUAUAUUAAUAAUCAUAGAACAGAAUCGCCAAGUAUCGUCUUUAAGUGGCAUAGCAUUUUUAAGCCAAGUAGGUUGUGAUUGGAUAUGUAUAUUAUUUUUGGUAGAUAUUUUUGUUCCUAUUUAACUUCCUACAAGAUUUAUAUCUUUGUUACAUAAUUUUAGCCCUACUGACUAAAUAAAUAGCAUGGUAUAAAGAAA